Messenger RNA from Cyclopterus lumpus (lumpfish), 2178 nucleotides. It is a transcript of the gene eomesa, whose product is annotated as eomesodermin homolog a. The transcript is spliced from 6 exons. Bases 223 to 2178 code for a protein of 651 amino acids. Gene Ontology annotation, molecular function: DNA-binding transcription factor activity, RNA polymerase II-specific; RNA polymerase II cis-regulatory region sequence-specific DNA binding. Gene Ontology annotation, biological process: mesoderm formation; CD8-positive, alpha-beta T cell differentiation involved in immune response; regulation of transcription by RNA polymerase II. The record is from RefSeq and is a predicted model, not a curated record. Lineage: Eukaryota; Metazoa; Chordata; Actinopteri; Perciformes; Cyclopteridae. Gene Ontology annotation, cellular component: nucleus.
CAUCUUUAUAAGAGCCGCUGAACAUCCAGUGUCCAGCCUAGAAUCUGAUCCGAACAUCCGUCGGCGAGGAGACGGUGUAACCUCCUUCCAUCAUUCGUCAGGGAGGGAGGCGUGCAGAGCCAAAAACGACCAGGGCGCCGGUGGUUGCGUCGCCUCCUUGGAUGAGAUUCACUCCUCUGGAAACUCUCUCUACAACUCUUUUUUUAUCGCAAGGUCUAAACAAUGCAGUUAGAGAACAUCCUUCCCAGCGCCAGCAUCAGUUUACCCAAGACCUUUUACAAUCUUUCGUCGUCGGACAGUGCCAACAACAGCCCGAGGCCAUCAUCGCAGCUCGACUACCAAGAAGUCGACCGAACGGAAUCGGAGUCCAGCAGCGCCCCGAAGAAGUACCUGAGCGGGGUAGGGAACGGGAUGCUGGGUGAGGGAGAGGGGGACACUUUCGCUAAAACCGGGCCCGAUGGGAGGAAAGGCUCCCCGGUGCUCGGCGAGGACGAGUUGACGAGCGGUCGACGUUACAACAUAGACGAACUUGGCUCUGACCGAUACUUCAUCUCGUCCACCCAGGCGAGUGCCGACAUGGCAAGCCCCUGUUCCCUCUUCCCUUACGCGGGACAGACCGGCUCUGUGUACACUGGGUCCAGCGGCUCCAGGUACCCGGCGUCGCUUCAUUACGGAUCCGUCCUGCCGCCCACGGGCUUCUCCUCCUCGUCCGUGUGCACCGGCCGGAGUCAGUUUAGCAGCGGAGGGUACCAGUUCAGCCAGGGUCCGGGCUGUUUGUACCCCUCCUAUCCCGGGACGGGGACGGGGAUUGGCUCCAUGUCUCUGCCGGGGUCUGCCGCCGGAGCCAGAGCGCAGGUCUAUCUGUGUAACCGGCCUCUGUGGCUGAAAUUCCACCGGCACCAGACCGAGAUGAUCAUCACCAAGCAGGGCAGACGGAUGUUCCCAUUCCUCAGCUUCAACAUCACUGGACUCAACCUCACGGCCCAUUACAAUGUCUUUGUAGAAGUUAUUUUGGCUGACCCGAAUCACUGGCGCUUUCAGGGAGGAAAGUGGGUCACUUGUGGGAAAGCAGACAAUAAUAUGCAAGGUAACAAAAUGUAUGUUCAUCCUGAAUCUCCAAACACUGGCGCUCACUGGAUGAGGCAAGAAAUCUCUUUUGGCAAGUUGAAGCUGACAAACAAUAAAGGGGCCAACAACAACAACACACAGAUGAUCGUCUUGCAGUCGCUUCAUAAAUACCAACCGCGACUGCACAUUGUGGAGGUGACGGAGGACGGAGUGGAGGACAUGAGCAACGAGGCCAGAACUCAGACCUUCACCUUCCCAGAGAACCAGUUUAUAGCAGUCACUGCGUACCAGAACACAGAUAUCACGCAGCUGAAGAUAGAUCACAACCCUUUUGCGAAAGGCUUCCGGGAUAACUAUGACUCGAUGUACACAGCCCCAGAGAGUGACCGGUUGACUCCAUCCCCCACAGACUCCCCUCGCUCCACCCAGAUUGUGCCCGGGGCCCGCUAUGCCAUGCAGCCUUUCUUUCAGGACCAGUUCGUCAACAACCUGCCUCAGAACCGCUUCUACGCCAGUGAGCGGGCCGUCCCCCAAACCAACAGCCUCCUCUCCCCACAGAGUGAGGACGUCAGCGCCGCGGCCUCUGCCCAGCGCUGGUUCGUCCCCCCAGUCCAGCCGGGCUCCAACAAGCUGGAUCUCUCCUAUGAGAAUGACUAUUCCACCAGCAGCCUGCUGUCCUACGGCAUCAAGCCCCUGUCCCUGCAGACGUCCCACGCCCUCAGCUACUACCCAGACUCUGCCUUCGCCUCCAUGGCUGCGGGCUGGGGCACCAGAAGCUCUUACCAGCGCAAGAUGACCACGGGCCUGCCCUGGUCCCCUCGUCCAAGCCCCCCAACCUUCCCGGAGGACCAGCUGGGGUCCACAAAAGACAAGCUGCCCGAGGAGAGCGCGCCGCCUGCCUCGACUUGGAUCGAGACGUCCCACUCGCUGAAAUCAGUGGACUCUAGCGAUUCCGGUGUGUACUCCGUGAUGUGCAAGCGGCGCAGGAUGUCCCCUGGGGGCUCAAGCACAGAGAACUCCCCCACCAUCAAGUGUGAGGACUUGACUACGGAAGAGUACAAGGACAACCCAAAAGGCAUGGGUUAUUAUGCAUUCUACACAAGCCCCUAA